Phymastichus coffea is the source of this 2691-nucleotide messenger RNA. Its product is annotated as lipase 3-like. Gene Ontology annotation, molecular function: hydrolase activity, acting on ester bonds. NCBI's taxonomy places the organism in Eukaryota, Metazoa, Arthropoda, Insecta, Hymenoptera, Eulophidae. Bases 497 to 1759 code for a protein of 420 amino acids. The transcript is spliced from 6 exons. The record is from RefSeq and is a predicted model, not a curated record.
CACCAGUCACUGCUUGGUGCUGUCAAAGUGCAGACGUGUAUUUUUGUAUUAGCUGCUUGUCACAAAGAGCAAGCGCCAGAUAAUUAAUUACAAAGGAUAUUCGUGCUAUUUUUGAGGAGAUAUACCUAUAUUCAAUUGUGAGAGUGCGGGGUUGUUGUGCGUGAUCCAUCAGCACUUUCGAAGCGAAGUUAUUUAACCUACAGUUAUAAAAUAGAAAGGCCGUGUACAUUCAAAAAGUGCCUUCGUCAACGUCAAGUUUGUAAAAGAGAAAACUUUCUAUCCAAUAUCUAUAGCUGCGCGAGAAAAUCGCACAAACAGCCACGACACGGCAGUGGCGAGGCUCCUGACGGCGAUUUGGCGCGCGCAUUCCCUGCCGCCGUUAAAGACCCUCGGUCGUUGGCUUUUCACCAGCAUCAAUAACAACCACGACGUUGAUCAAAGGAAAGCACCUGCCCGAUUUAAGGUGCCAAGUAACGAGACACUCGUUACGCAUAUAAUGAGCGAAGACAAUCAUGAUGAAGUUCACAUGACGACGCCUGAACUGAUAACAAAACACGGAUAUAUAGCUGAAACUCAUCACGUUUGGACUGAGGAUGGCUAUAGAUUAGAGUUGCAUCGUGUUUUGAGAAAAGCUCAAGGCAGAAAUUCAGGAACAACUUCCAAAGAGACUCAGAAUGAGAUAAUAUCAAAACCAGACUCAGAACACUUAUUAGGUUCAGCACAAUCAGAAUCACCACCGUUACAAGUCAAAGAAGAAUCCACUCCCAAAGUUAGACUACCAAUAUUAAUAAAUCAUGGGUUACUAUCAAGUUCAGCAGACUGGGUUUUACUUGGACCCCAAAAAGCUCUUGCUUAUGUAUUAUGUGACUGUGGAUUUGAUGUAUGGUUAGCAAAUGUAAGGGGAAACACAUACUCCCAAUGUCACAAACAAUAUUCUACAAAAGAUAAAGAGUUUUGGGAUUUUAGUUGGCAUGAAAUAGGAAUCUAUGACUUACCAGCUAUGAUAGAUUAUAUUUUAGAGAAAACUCACCAGACAAGCUUGCAUUAUAUUGGCUAUAGCCAAGGGACUACUACUUUUUAUGUAAUGUGUAGUGAAAGACCUGAAUACAAUGACAAAGUCAAAGGAAUGGUGAGCAUGGCUCCCAUAGCAUUCCUUUCGAAUCAGCGUAGUCCACUAAUAAAAUUUAUUGUAAGAUUCUAUAUUCUCAUGGAAUGGGGAUCAGCAUAUUGCAAUAUACAUCAGUGGUUUCCUAGAAAUAGGUUACAAGCUAAAGCUUUGGGGACUUUAAUUAGAAAUACCCCUGGUCAACUAACCAAAAGUUUUUAUAGUUGCUGGUUUUAUCUAGUCGCCGGUUUUGGUAGCAAUCAGUUAGAUAAGUCAAUGCUUCCCCUGAUUUUUGGACAUUUUCCUGGAGGUUCCUCAGCUAAACAAAUUAUUCAUUACAGUCAAGUAAUCCUUUCUGAUUCAUUUCGAAAGUUUGACUAUGGUACCUCUAAAAAUUUAAAGCUAUAUGGAAGUAGUCAGCCACCAAAGUACUGUCUGGAACGAGUGAAGGUUCCUGUGGCAGUGUUUUAUAGUGAAAAUGACUUUUUAACGCAAGCUGCGGACGUUCAAAGGCUUGUAGAAAAGCUUCCAAAUGUGGUUAUAAAACACAAGAUUGAAUAUUCAAAAUUCAAUCAUAUCGAUUAUCUUUGGGGUCGAGAUGCAAAAACGCUCCUCUACGCCCACAUAGUUGACUUUAUAAAAAAGUAUAACUAAGCGUACGUUAAUCCAUGUAAACCAUGACGAGCUUUACAAGCGCGAUGUAAAGUUUACAUAUAAAAUCAUUGUCAAAUCAAACAAUAUUAAAUUUAGUAUUUCGCAAAGUUAGGUAAAUUAUUUAGCAGAAUGAUGAUCAUCUUGAAGCGUUCGAAAUGUUGGUUUUAUCUUUUCCACGAAUCAUUCGCUGAUUUGUCAAGUUUUCAGUCGUUUACUGCAUUUAAAAGAAACUAAAGAAACUGAUAUUCUUAAAUUAAAUCUUAAUUUACAAAUGAAGAUUCUUUUUAUGUAUAUAUUUUGAUAUUAUUCUAAAAAUAGACAAAAAUCGGUGUGUUUUGAAUAGUAAUGAUAUUUACUAGUUGAAUGUUUUCAUAAAAAUACUAAUGUCAACGACGUACACACUGACAAUUUCAUCGUUUACCUGCUAAUUAAUCGUGUUCAGUAUUAUAAGAGAAUUUUCUAAUAGUUAAUAAUGGCAAUUGAGAAUGGAUGUGAGAUAGCAAAAAGGUGCAAUAACAUUGGUUUUAAUUUCUCGUUGCUUCAGUAGCAGGGAAAAUUGAGGUCAGUCAUUUCUAUGUGCGUUUACGUUUGUAAGCCUUGCAAGUAACGGGGAGCAAGAGAAAGAAAUUACAUCGAAAAAGUUGUGCGAUUGAUUUCUUCCGUGUCAGAUGCAUGGAUCCGAGACGUCAUUGUAGCAUAUUUUGGAGAAAAAUUGUGAAAAUUAUUUUUCGGUUUACUUCUGCAGAGAAGCGUUGAAAUACCAUCCUCAUCCGCACUGAAUAGUUUACAACUUUCGCAAUUUGCAUUUGACUGUAUUGAACGAUUAUACUCUUAAAAAAUCAAAUGUUUAUAAUGAUAUUUUUUCAAGUAAAAUGUUGUUAUACAGUAAAAAAUUACAAAAAAAAACUAAUAAAAAUAUAAAAUAAAAUAUA